Molecule: messenger RNA, 4419 nt
Organism: Nyctereutes procyonoides (raccoon dog)
Lineage: Eukaryota; Metazoa; Chordata; Mammalia; Carnivora; Canidae
Gene: IGIP
Product: IgA inducing protein
Exons: 1
Coding region: 4099-4260 (53 amino acids)
Source: RefSeq, a predicted model, not a curated record
UGGUGUUUUAAUUCUUGACAUGCUCUUCUCAGCAUGUUUUGGUGGUCAUUCUGGAUCUCAUGUUUGCAAAUUCUGUUGAUAAUUCAGUGAUAUAUUGAAAUGAGUAAGUCCUCUAUGACAUAGUGUGAAUGUUUGUGGCUGGCCUUUAUUGUAGAACCUUGUGGUUUUGUGUUGAAUUGGGAUAGAAAGUUAAACUUCCUUUGUUCAAAUUUUAGGUUUAUCUAGUGGAAUUGUGCCUGGUAAUUGUCUAACUAUGGACCAAUUUUGGGGAAUGAUGAUUGACAAAUGUAUAUUUGACUCUAGAUAAUCUUUUACCCCAAAUCGUAAAUUAAAGGCUUAUUGUAUUAGAAUUAUCUUAAGUUUUAGAUUGUCAGAUCUUUUAAAUGUGGAUGUUGAUCAGCAUUAUGUUUAUGAAUUUCCUUAGGGAAAAGAGAAAAAUUCAAUCUCCAAACCUUUUCUUGGAGACUAAACUUACCAUAUGUGCAAAAUGAAAGUAUUUUAGAAAGUGGCUUUGCUUAUUUAAUGGAGUUUAAUCAGCUUAAUUAAUUAUUUUUCCUAGGUUGAAGCACUUAUUUCCCAAAUUUGAAUAAAGGGAAAAGAUCAGUAAUUUGGCCCCUUUUUUUUGAGGCCAUUUUUAGUUUUCUGCCCCCAUUUCCCAGCCCUAGUGUAAAAUGAAUUACGGGUAUCCCUCUAAGUCCCUGUAACCCCUUUUUGAGAUCACAGAUACCUUUGAUAAUCUGAUGAAAGUGAUGGACCCUCUCCCCAGAAAAAAAAAAUGCACAUACACCAAUAAUUUUCCAUACAACCUCAGGGGCAUCACACAUCUGAAACCCAAGUUAAGGAUCUCUGCUCUGAGUCAACUCUAUAGUAAAAAAAUUAAUUCAAUUAAUUAAUGAAAUUAAGAACUAUUGGCUUAAAACAUUUCAGAUUGGAAUUAUUGUGAGAUGGUGGCCCCUACUAGCAAAAUGUGACAUUGCAACCAGCUUUGUUAGACAUCCAGACAGAAGGAAAAAAGAAGCAAUGUUCGAGAGCUAUUUAUAAGGAGUCAGGGCAUCUCUAGAUGUGGGAGCCAUUCCUGGUUCAAGGCAGGGGUCAGGGUGCCUGACAGCUUCUGGCAGGGUAGAGUUUGAUAAACCACAAUGCUCAGGAUGCCAAGGGGUUAACCAUUAUCUUAACCCCUUCCUCACCAAAAGAUUUUAGUUUUGUCUAUUAGAAAAAAAGAUGUCACUGGGAAAAAAAAAAAGAUUUGCCUUACAACUUUGCUGGAACACAUCAGUUCGGUGACGUACGGGACACCAGUAUUAUUUGUGAGAAGGUACAUAAAACCAAAGUAAAUUAUUCUCUAUGUAGAACAUUAUUUACUAGUAACAUUUGUUUGGAUGUAUUAGCUUUGACAAUUUUUGCCAGUAAAUAUUGGUUUUAUUUAAAACUGGGAAUCCAGUUUAUAAAUAGAAUAGUUGUUGUAUCUGUCCUUUCCCCUAUGUAAAGAAUAGUUUAAAGAUUUAUGCAUACUUUUUACUUUUCUCUCUUAAUGCCAUGGAGUUGGGGGGGGGCGCGUGAGGGGAGAUCUUUGAGUCAACUGACAAAAUGUCUUCUCCAAAUUUAAAAAUUGAGAAACAGCACUUUAAGUCUAACUUUACACCAAUUUAAUGCAUGUAUUAGUUUUCAUAAUGAUUUUUUGGUGCAUGCCUUUGGGCUUCUUCAAAAGUGUAUAAUAGGAAAGUGUAUUUCCUUUCUUAGAAAGGAGAUUUUUUUCUACUUUGCAACUUGUGAUUACAAAAAUCUUCCUCUGUGGGAAGAUUAACCAUGUAUUGAACUACUGAAAAGUAUAUAUUUUUAGAUAUACAGAAGGAAUCUACAUGGAGCAGCAUUCAGACCUAUAUAGAAGUCAUAGCAUUCUGUAUAGGACCAAAAAGGAAAUAACAUUAAACACUUAAACAGACUUUGUUGGGUAGAAAUACCUUUAGAUCUUGCAUUGACUUCCAAAAAGAAAAUACCACAGAAGUUUGCUGAAAACUUUUGUUGUUUGAAUUUUCUCUGUCAGUGUAUUUAGCCCAAAUACAACAGCUUUGGGUUAACACAUACAUAAGAAUAAAAAAAAAAAAAAAGCAAAAAAAAACACAAAACUAGCUAAAUAGAUCAGUCUGGUUUGCCAAUCCAGCUUGACUAAGUAAACUAAUCACUUGGAACAUGAAAAACUGUCCAACUCCUCUAAGGUUUUGACAAAAUAACCUUGGCUGAUGUGGGAAGAUACCCACUUUGAUUUCUGACCUGACAGUGAAGAUUCAUGCUUGACAUGAUUUCAAACCUGACAGUGUCUGUUUAAGGAGCUAUGGUACAGUUUGCUAAUUCAAUCCCAGAUACCUGUUGAUUACCUGUGAGAUCUAGAGUCCAAAGUAGCCAGCAGCCAUAUCCCGGAGUGCUCUGUGCCCAUCAGAUCUCUUAAAGUAAGCAGGGUUGGGACAGGUCAGGUCACAGCUCAGAUGAGUGACCUCAGGUGCUGUGGUCAGCCCCAGAUUCAAGAAUUGUGUCUCUUUUCUUGGGAGUCAUCACUGAACUAAUGUCCCACAUAGUGUUACUUACUGUAGAUGCUCUCUCUUGGAGGAAGCCCAGAGCAUACAUCCUAGUUGCUUGUGGUACUCAGAGAGGGGGUGCUAACUCUGAGGCCCUGGCCAAAUUCCAGUUUAGGGAUGUGGGUCUUCUUGCCAUUCUAAUUGGAAAUGUGCAUCGCUUCCCAUUUUCCCUGUUGACCUCAGUGCAAACUGCAUUAGUCUGUUUCUUUGCCCUGGUCCCAAGUAAGAUGCUGGUGUGUAUUAUAUGGGCCAAGUUCAUGCCUUAUCUUAAUGCACAGGAGUUGAGGAAGGAGUGAGCAAAUCAAAGUGUCCUGUAGUGAGAGGGGAACUCUUGUGAUGCUUUGGAGGUGAAGCAGGGCCCUUUUAGCAUAAGUUGGGGAAUAUGCACUGGCGGAGGCUUCCAACCAUGAGGUGUGAAUUGAAACCUAUCUCCCUCUUUUCUUACAGCAUGUUGAGAAAAAUCUGUUGGGUUUUCAGCAGUCAGGGAAGGCCGGAGUUCUGCAGCUUUAAUCUGGGUAACUGAGGCUGGUUGGGGCAAGACUUCGGUUAAUUAACUGGGUUCUCAGAUGCCACAGACUCCGUGAAAAGUCACCAUUAUUUUCAAUGGUUGUGAUAGAAUUUCCCCCCGGUAGCCAUUAUUUUAAGAUUAUAUUGCAGAGUUGCUUUAUUUGAGCUUUUCAUGUAUACACAAUCCCAAACUGGAAGAAAUAAUUAAAAAAAAAAAGGAAUCCUGCUGUGAAAGGUAUAUAUUGCUCUAGAUUUUUCUUACUGUAAAUAUUGUAAGAUUGUAAUACUGUCAAUAUUUUAUUAACCAACAAAUGUUAAUCUAUGUGAAUUCAGACUUAUUUUAAAUGUGCUUCUUAUUUACUGUGUGUGGUCCCUGUUGCUGACAGUAUUAAGUUAUAUUCUGAUGUAAGAUUAACUUUAUUAAAGAAUGUAAACAUUAAUGUUUCCUUAUGGGAAAACAAAUAAAGUAUAAAGAAGACAAUUCUUUUCAUUAAAAUAUACUGUGUAUUUACACUUGCUAGACCCAGCACCACUUAUAAAUUUAGUACACUGUUCAGAAUUUUAGUUAACACAGCUGACAUGGUUGUGCACUGUUUGAAAGUCUAAGAUUAGGUAUUGUUGGAAUAUAAAGUUUGUAUUUGUCUGCUGUGAAUCAUAAUCUUGAAAUUUCUAAUCAAGUUUGUAAAAUUUUUAUAGUAAAACAUUUUAAUGAGAAUUUAAAAAUUUACUUCUCUAAAGAAUGGUCAAAACAGUAUCCUUUCAAAUAUAGAAUUGUUCUUUAAUAUCUUUCCAAACUGACUUUGGUUAAAUGGACCAGAUGUAUAUUAGUUAAAAUUUAGGCCAAAGUUGUGAUAUUCUUUGAGUUUACAAGUUAAUCCUUAUUGGAGAUGUGCCAAUUAUACAGUAGAAUACCAUUAAUUUGCACUGUUUGAGGACCCCAUUAAGAAUGCUGAAUUUUGCCAACUAAGAAGUAAGCAAAUGCAAUUUAAAAAAUAAAUUUGAGCAUUCUGUAUUAAAUAUGUGCAGUUAUUAUCACAUGAAGAAGCGCAGUGUGUCGGGCUGUAAUAUAACCAUACUUGCUGUCAUGUGCUCCCAUCUCAGUGCUGGGAACUCACCAUGUGGAAACCAAGCAAAUGUGUUGUGCAUCAGCCGGCUUGAGUUUGUUCAAUAUCAAAGCUGAAACUAGCGAGGUCUGCUGUACUGCUUAUUGAAGUAUUGUGAUUCUUUUAGGCAUUGAUUCUUACAAAAUAUAUACUGUAACAGUAUACUUUGUACAGAUUUAAAUUUUAUUUGAAAAAAAUGAAAUAAAGUAGGCAAAAAAAUAAAGAUGUUUAUUUUU